CGGAGGACCGGGGACCCCGGGCGGCACUUCCGGCCGCCGCCGGAAGCUUCCCGCGCUGCACCGCGCGGCUCCGCAAGAUGGCGGCGCCCGUGGGACGCUGCCUGUGGAGAGCGCUGGCCCCGCGUCGCGGAUGGGUCUUCCCCGGGCUCGACCAGCGCCUGGCCGCCGCCCCCGCCGUGGUGAGCGCCGCGCCGCCCGCCCGGCCGUACGCAGCCGCAGCCAAAACUGCAAAAAAAGGUUCACAAAAGACCAAGCAGGAAGAAACAAAAAAGAAACCAGCGACUAGGAGGUGGCCGCUGAUGAGCAAGCCUGUGGAUGAUGUAUACUUAACGUGGUAUUAUGAGCGGCCCUCCUAUGAUGUGGAAAAGGCUGUGGGUAUGCUAAAGAAAUUUCAGGAACUGGACUUCACUCACCCCAAACAGUAUGUCUAUAUUAACGUAUUCCUAGAUAUGGCGCUACAGAAAAAGAAAAAAGUGGAUCCAUUUGCAAGCAAUGUUCUUCUUCCAUAUCGUUUUACAGAUGAAACGAAUAAGGUCUUGGUUUUCACAGAGAAUGAGCAAGAAGCUGAAAUAGCUCGAGAGAAUGGAGCUGCUGUUGUGGGAGGAGUUGAAUUAAUCAAAUGGAUUUUGGAAGAUGAAAUCCAAGUGGACUUCUAUGUAGCUGUUCCUGCAAUAAUGCCUAAGCUAAUACCAUUAAGGAACAAACUAAGACGAAAAUACCCAAGUACAAAAAGAAAUUCCCUGGGCCAUGAUAUUCCCAAAAUGCUGCAACUAUUCAGAGAAGGUCUUGAGUAUAUGGUAGAAGAUGAGCAUGUAAUCAAGACAAGAAUAGCAAGACUGGAUAUGCCUACUGAGCAGAUAGUUGCCAAUCUAAAAGCAGUUAUCCAGGAUAUCUGCACGUUCAAGCCAUCGACUCAGGGUCCUUUUGUGCAGAAGUUGGUUAUUAGAUCUUCAACCAGUGAAGGUUUGCUAUUGAACCUUGAUGGACUUCUACCUCAGGCGGAGAAGGCAGAAGGAGAAAAAAAUGUAGAAGAUGAAGAGGAGCCUGCAGAAGAUGAAGAAAAACGUGUCCAAGAACCUGUUAGUACCUGAUGUCUUUCCUUGUAGACCUGAUGAUCAAGCUUGGAAAGCAAAUGGUGUAAUUGAAAUCAUACUUCAUGAAAAGAAAAAAAUAAAUCUAACUUGUGAAUUUCACUUGUAAAUUCUGUGUAACAAGAAACAUUGUCACAAACAGAAGUCCGUUGUCAAAACCGAAGACAUUUUAAAUUCCUUCUCUUGGUAGCUGCAAGCUCCCUACUUUGUGUGUGGUUUUUUUUUUCUUUGCACGUUAUAGUUCUUAUUUUAAUAAAAGUAUUUCUAUGACUUCUGAA
Molecule: messenger RNA, 1369 nt
Organism: Chroicocephalus ridibundus (black-headed gull)
Lineage: Eukaryota; Metazoa; Chordata; Aves; Charadriiformes; Laridae
Gene: MRPL1
Product: mitochondrial ribosomal protein L1
Exons: 9
Coding region: 78-1091 (337 amino acids)
Source: RefSeq, a predicted model, not a curated record